Dichomitus squalens LYAD-421 SS1 is the source of this 579-nucleotide messenger RNA. RefSeq lists its product as uncharacterized. The coding region runs from base 1 to 579 and encodes 192 amino acids. Lineage: Eukaryota; Fungi; Basidiomycota; Agaricomycetes; Polyporales; Polyporaceae. Gene Ontology annotation, biological process: proteolysis. The transcript has 5 exons. Gene Ontology annotation, molecular function: cysteine-type endopeptidase activity. The record is from RefSeq and is a predicted model, not a curated record.
AUGACCGACAACAUCAAUGAGCUGCCCAAGGAGCUGAACCCAGCUCAACUACAGAGUAGGUUUAUUGCCCUAGCUCAGGUUGGGAUCAAUUACUUCGGUCAAUCGGCGGAGUUGAAGGGCUGCAUCAACGAUGCCCGCAAUGUCACGCGUUACCUCCAGCAGCUUUAUGGAUACCGAGAGGAAGACAUCGUUCUCUUGACAGAUGACGCUCAGAACCCCCGUCAGAUCCCGACCAGGGACAACAUCAUGAGUCUGCUGGUUGUAUCCAUGCAAUGGCUAGUACGCAACGUGCAACCUAAUGACUCCCGUUUCUUCCACUACUCCGGGCACGGUGGACAAACCAAAGAUCUGGACGGCGAUGAGGCAGAUGGCUACGACGAAGUCAGUUAUCCCGUUGACUUUCAGCAAGCAGGUCACCUCGUAGACGAUACGAUGCAUGAGACUAUGGUUCGACCUUUUCCCGCAGGUUGCCGCUCGACCGCGAUAUUCGACGUAUGUUCAGAAUCGUGCUUGGUGCUGAGCUAUGCCUCUGACAUUUAUCUUCAUGUAGUCUUGUCACUCGGGCUCGGUUCUCGGUGA